This is a messenger RNA of Eurypyga helias (sunbittern), 846 nucleotides long. It is a transcript of the gene MRPL45, whose product is annotated as mitochondrial ribosomal protein L45. The record is from RefSeq and is a predicted model, not a curated record. Gene Ontology annotation, cellular component: mitochondrion. The annotation marks the transcript as partial. Lineage: Eukaryota; Metazoa; Chordata; Aves; Eurypygiformes; Eurypygidae. The transcript is spliced from 7 exons.
ACUGCGGAGUCCAUGCUCCGUCCCGCUGGAGCGGCUCCGGCCUGUCUUGUGAUCCCAGUAAGAACGAAGAAGAGGUUUUCUGUCCCUGAAUGGGCCAGAGAAUUGACCCCUGAACAGAAGGAGAAGAGACUCAAAUCUCUGGGAGCCGUAAUUCCUGAGGAACGGAUAGAACGGACGUUCUACUUGGCCUGCACAGCUGAUAUUAUAGACCCGUACAUCCCUCCGGAGGGCGAUGCCCGCUUGACUCCCCUAUCCAGAGAUGGGCUGAAGCAAAAGAUGGAUAAGCUGAAGCAGACUGCCGCCUCCCAGCUGGCUUUGCGGAAGAUUAAAAAUCACGAUCCGGAUUUCAGCACUAAAACCUUCCCGGAGAAGGCGCAAGAGAUAUUUAUUGAAGCUCACAAUUCCCUGGCAAAUUUUAACAAGCAGAAGCUCCACUCCCUGGUGACAGAGCGCUGCUACCCGGAAAUGGUCCAUGGGAACAGGUACAAGACCAUCCGGUGGAGUUUUGUGGAAUCGCUGGAGCCUCCAAGGGUGGUUCACAUCCGAUGCGACAGCAUUGUCAACCGUGGCAACCUGUACGGCCAGGUGACGGUGCGGAUGCACACGCGGCAGAUUCUGGCCAUCUAUGACCGCUUUGGGCGGCUGAUGUACGGUGGGGAGCAGGUGCCCAAGGACGUUUUGGAGUAUGUUGUGUUUGAGAGGUACUUGGUGAAUCCGUAUGGCACGUGGCGGAUGCAUGGCAAGAUCGUUCCGGAGUGGGCUCCGCCGAAGGAGCCCAUUGUUAAGACAGUGAUGAUUCCUGGCCCAACCUUGGAUCCCUCACAAGAGUAUGAAGAAAGGAAGUAG